AUGGUGAAACUCGUCUUGCAGCACGGUGGAUACACAGACUUAUCUCUGGACUGUGUCGGACAAAGUGGUCCUCAGGCCGAGAGGGGCACAUACUUGCACCCUUCUGUUCAAGAGCAGCCAAAGCCGCACGCAACAAACGUAAAGAUGCUGCUGCUACUACUGGGGAUCAUCUUCCUGCACGUCGUUGCCCUUGUGCUUCUGUUUGUGUCCACUAUUGUCAGCGUAUGGUCAACAGGCCAGUUUGGAACCUCAGACCUAUGGCAAAACUGCUCCUCUGCUACUAAUGGGCAAUUUUGUGUGCCUGCUUCAGCUGGAGAGUGGAUCCAGGCGGUGCAGGCACUGAUGAUUCUGUCCAUCAUCUUCAGCUGCCUGGCGCUCUUCCUCUUCUUCUGCCAGCUCUUCACUCUGCAGAAGGGAGGCCGCUUCUUCCUCACUGGCGCCUUCCAGAUCCUUGCCAGUCUGUUUGUAAUGAGCGGCGCCAUCAUCUACACGGUGAUGAGUCCGGAGUGGGCGCCCUCUACAGACUCCUUCGGGUACUCCUACAUCCUGGCGUGGGUGGCCUUCCCUCUGGCUCUGAUCAGCGGAAUCAUUUACGUGGUCUUAAGGAAGCGAGAAUGA
Molecule: messenger RNA, 618 nt
Organism: Knipowitschia caucasica
Lineage: Eukaryota; Metazoa; Chordata; Actinopteri; Gobiiformes; Gobiidae
Source: the annotation of a GenBank genome assembly